AUGUCAGAACUGAAAGAAAUCCUCGUCAUCGGUGGCACUGGUGCCCAAGGAAGACCAGUUGUCAAGGCUCUCGCGGAAACCAGGCGAUACAGCGUCAGGGUCCUCACCCGUGACGUUGACAACGCCCGCGCAAAGGAGCUUGCCACGCUCCCCAACGUCACCCUCAUUCAGGGCAAACAAGACAGCCAGCAGGAUCUCCACCGCGCGUUUAAGGGUGUCUACGGCGCAUGGGUGAACACGGACGGCUUCACUCUGGGCCAGAAGAGUGAGCUUUUAUACGGCAUCCGCGCGUACGAGAUUGCCAGGCACGAAGGUGCCCAACACUACGUCUGGGCUGGGACUGAUUAUGCGUUGAAGAAGUCAGGAUGGAACGAGAGGUACCACUGGGGUCACAACGAUUCCAAAGGGAGAGUCACAGACUUCAUCUUGGCUCAAGGCCAGGACCGCAUGAAGAGCUCCGUCCUCACGACAGGUCCCUAUAUGGACAUGCUCCUAGACGGAAUGUUUCCGCCCACAGAGCAACCGGAUGGUUCUUUCCUCUGGGCAAACCCUGCCAAGGACGGCAAAAUCCCACUCAUCGCUUUAGAAGACGUCGGCAUCUAUAGUCUCUGGCUCUUUGACAACCUCGACGAUUCCGCGGGCCUGAACCUGGAAGUGACAACCGACGAAGUCAGUUUCGCCGACAUUGCGAGGAUCUUCACCGAGGUGACGGGAAAAAAGGGGAUCCACAAGAGUGUGCCGUUUGAAGAAUACGCGCCGCUCGCGGAGCCGCACCCGGGUGCCUACGUCAACUUUUCCGUCGGUCCGGAGGUUGCUCGCGAUGAGUCGGACAUGACCUGGAGACAGAACUUUGGGGCUUGGUGGCGGUUCUGGGGAGAAGGUAUCAUCAAUAAGAGGGACUUGGCGUUAUUGGACCAUAUUCAUCCUGGUCGGAUUCGGAGCCUGGCUGAGUGGAUGCGGAAGACUGGGUAUGAUGGGAGCCCUCGGCCUGUUCUCAAAGGAGUCGAGGAUUGGAGGAGCAAGCUGCAAGCAGGAUCUAAUUUGGUUUGA
This is a messenger RNA of Colletotrichum fioriniae, 1050 nucleotides long. RefSeq lists its product as uncharacterized. The record is from RefSeq and is a predicted model, not a curated record. Gene Ontology annotation, cellular component: nucleus. NCBI's taxonomy places the organism in Eukaryota, Fungi, Ascomycota, Sordariomycetes, Glomerellales, Glomerellaceae.